UGUGACUGGAAAGAAGGCCAUUGUGUCAAGUACGUUUUCAAAAUGAUUUCCCUGGCUGUUAUCGAGAGCACUUUAAACAAAAAAAUGCUGGCAAAGAAUGUAAAAGGAUAGACUUAAUAAAAUGACCAUGAUGAUGCCGAGUUAUGUCGUCGUUCUUCUUGUCUUCGCCGGCGUCUCUUCCGCUGCGGACCCAUCAGCUCCUUGUCCAAAUUACCUGACUGCAUCUAAACCAGAUCUCGUCCAUACAUUCUCAAGCUCAUCUCUAUGUUACAACACGGUGCUGGAAAAGACGAAAUGGCAGACUGCGCAUUCUGUCUGCCGUGUGGCCGGCGGGAACUUGGUAACCAUCCAUGAUAACAGUACCCAGGCAAUGCUGUUAGGACAACUUGGUAACAUCAAUGCUGCUUCGAGCUGGAAUUUCUGGAUAGGGCUUUACCCCUUAAAGCAAUCUUCUGACAACAAUCACUUUACUUGGGUAGAUGGUGGCGAUUGUUCAUUCAAGCUGCAAGAUACGCGGAAGGUUGACUGCGAACCUGACAACGGCGAAGCUUACUGCACUAACACCUCACGAUGCUGCUAUCAAGAAUCGAAAACUGAAGGCGUACCUUGGUGUUACUACCCGACCGUAGAGAGAGGACGUCUCCCGUUUGAUGAUUGGGCUCCCGAUGAACCCAGUAGAGACGCGGAAAACUCAUGUGCUCUGUUGUGGCAUGACCAUGGUUGGAAGUGGGAUGAUCAGAAUUGUGAUGUGGCACAUUUCCACAGCGAUAUUGGCUACAUCUGCCAGUUUGUUAUUCCGCCCACCAUCUCGACGGCGGAGACAACGACUGCCCUGGCCGUCUCUCCGACGACAAGACCAACGACCGGUGUUUCAUGUGAGAAACAAAUCUCCACGGCCGUCGAUGUAAUCGAAGGCAAAUCAUACUGCUAUGAUGUUGUCCUCAAUGCAUUGUCAUGGAAUGCCGCGUACGAGAAAUGCCGGACAGCAGGAGGAAGUCUGGUAGCCAUAAAAGACAACAUUACGCAGAAGACAUUGGUUCAAGAACUUGGUACAAUUCCCGCUGCUAAGAACUCGGACUUUUGGGUUGGACUCUACCCGUACAACCAUGAGCAGGAAUACUUUACUUGGGCAGACGGGCCAACACAGUGCAGCCCAGAUCUUGCCAGCACCAUGCGGGUCGACUGUCAUAAGCAUGACAAUGCCGACGAACAGAGCUGUACAAACCUAGGAUGCUGCUGGAAGACAUUAUCGAAAAACGAAACUGGACCCUGGUGUUACUACCCCAGCGUCAAUAACGGACAACUUCCGUUUGCUGCUUGGGCAACGGACCAACCAUCAAAGGAUCACAAUAUCACGGAAUUCUGUGUGCUGUUGUGGUCCCCCGCCAGCUGGACAUGGGAUGACCAGGACUGUGGCAAUACCAAAGGGUAUAUUUGCGAGUUUGUGAAGAAAGAUGUUACUAAUCUGCCGCCGACAGUUGUUGCGAGUACGGAGAUGUCCUCCCCGGCGGGUAUUUUAACCACGAGUGCAACGACCACAAGUCAAACGGCAGGUAUUAUAACAACGAGCCAAACAGUAAUUGGUACAGUGUCGAGCCAAAUAUCAAGUGUUACAGUUCUGGACAAAACACCAAGUCAUACUAUUGUCCAAACACUAAGCGCUACAAGGCCAAGCAGCAAUAUUGUUCAAACUCCGAGCCAAACGGAAGGUAUUACAACUCCAACUCUUACACCAAGUCUAACCCCAAGUCAAACGUCAAGUCUAACGCCGGGUGUUUUAACCACGAGUGCCACGACCAAAAGUCAAACAACAGGUGUCAUUGCACCGAGCCAAACAAUAAUUGGUACAGUACCGAGCCAAAUAUCAAGUGUUGCAGUUCUGGACAAAACACCAAGUCAUACUCUUGUCCAAACACCAAGCGCUAUCCAAGGUUCAAGUGAAUCAUCCCCCAGUCGUAGUGCUACAACUUCAAGCGCAACACAAAGUGCGGCAAUGAGUCCAAGUCUGAAACCAAGUGCUACAAGGCCAAGCAGCAAUAUUGUUCAAACUCCGAGCCAAACGAAAGGUAUAACAACUCCAACUCUUACACCAAGUCAAACGUCAAGCCUAACGCCAAGUGUUACAACUUCAAAUCAAACACCGAGUACUGCAGCUUCAACCGGCCAUACAACUGGUGUUCUAACUCCAAGCAUGACAGCAAGUAUUCCAACAGGAAGUGCUACUAGUACCUUUCCAAGCCAAACAGCAAGCGUAACUCCAAGCCAAACAGAAGGUGGUAAUGACAGUUCGACAUUCAGUGUAACCAUGACACCACAGACGCAUACGCCACCAACUGAUCAAGGGUCGACGAAUGGAUCGUUCCAAAUUAAAACAACCCCCGCAAACGGAACUGUCGUUGAUGAGCCGCAGGCGCUGUUGUCACAAGGUGUCACAAUUGGUAUCUCCGUGUUGGUUAUAUUCCUGAUUGCCGUCGGUCUGUUUGCAGUAAUCUAUAUGGUCAGGCGAAGAAUGUUGCAGAAAAAGGAGUACGAGGGACUCGAUCAUUCGAAUGAAUUCUCUAAUGCUGGUUACGACCCAGUAGACGCAGCGGACGGUGAAUUAGAUGACCCGGUGAAAUUUUUCAACGAAGGCUAAAUCACUAAUUAAAAGCCGGUACUCUAACAAACAUUCCUAAAUUCUGGGUGAUCGGUGAAGCGUUUGUUUCUCUUAUAUGGCAGUUCCCCCGACUGUAUGGAUUUUGGGGCAGUUUUUGUAUUUCGAUUUGAUUUGAUUUCGAAUGUAAUUUUUACGAAAAUGAUUUUAUUGUCGUCUCGUGUCCUCCCUGUGGCUUGUAAUAGCUAAUAUCCCAGUCCCGGGAUCCCAGUAUGAGCAGACUUGCAAUGUCAAAGACUUUGCGGAUGCGUCUCCACGUGUUUGUUUUUGCAUUCGCAUGUUCCACUACUGUCUACAUGUAUAUAUUAUGUCAUUGACAGGUUCCGCAACCCUUGAGCGUCGUGAUGAGACCUAUCAUCGUGAUUUUGAUUUCACUCCCGAUCCAAGGGCCUACUCCUUAUCAUUUAUUCUCAAUGAUUCACAAUAGCCCCAUCCCCUCCCCUCACCACAGGGUGCGUAUGGACUUAACUUAGAAUACAUUGUUUUCAUCAGUUUUGUUUUCGAUAUUCUUCACGAAUAAAACAUACGGCUCAAGAGUGCAAACGAUUGUCUUGAUGCGAAGGUCGCGGGGCCGCAUUUUCAAUUAGCUAACUACUGCAAAACCAGGAGCCGUCCCGAAUAUGACUGAUACUACAGCGAGCAGUGCCGUCCGUCCCUAAUUUGAAUGUCGCGGUGUAUGUACGAUUGGCAUCUGGCCUUUGUUACGUGUGUAUUCUACGAAACACUUGAUUUAUCGUAGGACUAUGAAUAAGAGGAGUGGACACUCUAUCUGGUAUUUUUAAAACUACUUAUUAGCAUCCAGUUCACACUGGGCGUGAUGUCACUGAGAAAUCUGCCAUUUGAAAGUCCCGCUGAUUGACAAGGUCACGUGUAAUAAAAUCGACGUCACGUGGUCAAUUAGGCGAUAUCGCCGUAGGAUUUUAUGCUGAUACUGCUUCCCAUAAAAAUGGCCUCCACUGUUCGACACCGGCCGAAUUUGCCUAAACAUGACGAUGGGCUGUCAGCUCAAAAUGAAUCAAAUGACAGCAAGAAAGCGACCAAGGAUUCUGCUUUGGUCAGGGAAUAUA
Lineus longissimus is the source of this 3720-nucleotide messenger RNA. RefSeq names its product mucin-2-like. NCBI's taxonomy places the organism in Eukaryota, Metazoa, Nemertea, Pilidiophora, Heteronemertea, Lineidae. The transcript has 10 exons. The record is from RefSeq and is a predicted model, not a curated record. The coding region runs from base 122 to 2635 and encodes 837 amino acids.